AUGCCUCGCGAGCUGCCGGGGUUUUACUUUGACGAGGAGAAGAACCGAUACUUUCCCCUCUCGUCCAAACCAAACAAGGCGCCCACCAGCCAUCCUCGACCCACUGCUGUAUCGUCUCAAGGAGCUUCGGAGAGGAAAAGAGCGGAAUACGACCCCACGCAAGAUGUACAGAGGAGCAGGAAGAGGAGGCGGCUGAACCCAUCCGCGCUAUGGGCUGAAAUACGGUCAGGACCUUCGUACGCAUGCAGGCAGCGUUGGAUGCAGUCAGUCCUGCCCCUACGCGUAGCAGCUACGUCCCGCUUCAGCCACAUCUCUCUCAGCGGGCCUCUCUCCUCGUUCUGCGUUUCAGACGCAGGCGACCGCCUGCGCUGCGUGACCGGCGACCACAAAGGUUGGCUGUACGAAUCCGUCGCGCUCGGCGGGGAAUGGGGCGCUUUCGACCAAGUGGGCUACCUGCCCAGGUCGUUCGAAGAUUUGAACUCGCGCCGAGUCGCUUGGAAAGCGGACCUUUGCUUAGGCUCGGACGUGAGCAUCUUGCUGCGUUUAUCCGUGUUAGGUAGACCGGCUCAGAAACGAUCAUUCAUCCUCAAUUUGGACUGCAGGAAGAUAUCAGACAUCUGGACAUCCCACCUCCACGGGCCCAGCCUCGCCCUCGGCGUCCGCAAAAAAGCCAUCCACAUCCCCUCCCUCGAAACCACCCAGUCCUUCACCACCCUCGACACCCACUCCGACGUCUUCGCCGUCCUCCAAUCCCACGCCCUCGUCUACGCCGGCGCGCGCAACGGCUCCGUCACCCGGUUCGACACGCGCACCCCUAAGCACCAGCACGGGCACGAUAUCUUGAAUGGGCGGUACAAAGACCGCCGGAGCUCGGUCGUCCAUAUGGGGCUCGUCGACGAGUGGGGGAUGGUGGUGAACGGGAUCAGCGGUGAUUUGGAGAUGUUCGACCUCAGGUUCUCGAGCACCGGCAAGCCCGUCACGACAUUCUCCGGCCACGUCAACAGCUACACGCGCGAACUGGGCUUCGCCAUCGACGCCGCCAGCGACCUCCUAUUCGCCGCCGGCCACGAUUCCCGCAUCCGCGGCUGGUCCCUGCGGAGCGGCGAGCUUCUGCGCCCGUCAGAGCCGGAAGACCAGAAAGGCUUGAGCAACCCCUUUGCCGCAGUCUUCGAGAAGCCCGUCCGGACGCUGCAGAUCACCCAUACAGACGGGGUUCCUAUGUUAUGGGCCAACUCCGACAAACAUCUGCUUGCAUAUCCUCUGGGUCGUCGGGCUGCUUGGAAUGCUGCAUAA
This is a messenger RNA of Gloeophyllum trabeum ATCC 11539, 1293 nucleotides long. RefSeq lists its product as uncharacterized. The record is from RefSeq and is a predicted model, not a curated record. Gene Ontology annotation, molecular function: protein binding. The transcript is spliced from 7 exons. Bases 1 to 1293 code for a protein of 430 amino acids. NCBI's taxonomy places the organism in Eukaryota, Fungi, Basidiomycota, Agaricomycetes, Gloeophyllales, Gloeophyllaceae.